AUGGAUUUUUCUCACUUAUUUCCAAUGAAAGACCAAUAUCUUUUACAAAAAUUUGUUGUAUUUAAAAAUAAAUUAAAAACAUAUUUUAAAGGACAAUCAAAUUUAAAUGUGUUUGAACAAAACAUAAUUAAAAAAAUUAUAUCACCUGCUAAAUUAGGUGAUGAUGAUUUAGCAAUUAUUCAAAUUCUUUCAUACCUAUUUAAACCAGUGAAUAUUAAAAUUCCAAAGAAGACUGCCAAUGAGGACAAUCAAAAAACCAUUAAAUAUUGUAUGCUGAAACCAUCAAAAUUAGAACAAGCUAGUGCUGUGAUAGUCAAUAUCAAAAAUAGUAAUGACAUCAAGACAACCCAUGAACAAAAAGUGAAUAGAGCAUUUAUUAAUAAUUUAACUGUUCAACCAUAUAUCGCCAUCGUGGGGAAUAUUGAAGAUGCUAGUAGUGUAUUGAACUACUAUACUGUAAUUGACAAAAUCGAAACACCAAUUAAGGCGUUAGAUAUUUGUUUUAAAUCAUUCCAUGCAUUAAAUUUAAACUAUCCUCCAGAAGCUGAGCAGGUUCGGUGGUUUAUUCAGGAUUAUUUUUUUUGA
Sipha flava (yellow sugarcane aphid) is the source of this 585-nucleotide messenger RNA. RefSeq lists its product as uncharacterized. The transcript has 3 exons. Bases 1 to 585 code for a protein of 194 amino acids. The record is from RefSeq and is a predicted model, not a curated record. NCBI's taxonomy places the organism in Eukaryota, Metazoa, Arthropoda, Insecta, Hemiptera, Aphididae.